AUGAACUCCAACGCUGUAGUGGUACUCAUUGGAGGAGGCCAUGCUGCUGGAAAACGUACUACUGCUCGGUGGAUUAAAGAGGAUCUUGGGAAGGUUGUUUCUUCGCCUUUGGAGGUGGAGGUGAUAGAUAUGGAUGAUUAUUGCAAUCAGAAGAGCCUUUCGGUGGGACAGGACCACGAUAAGAAUUCGGCUAUAACUGUGACUGCCAAUCGAGCCGUGGAGCUGCUUAAACCGUCCAGGUUUGAUUUUGCUGCUCUACAGCGUCAUAUAGAGGAAGCUACGGCUGCGCUGUCGAGUCUAACUAAGGUGAUCAUUGUCCAUGGUCUCUAUGCUUUGUAUGAAAAGGCCAUUAGGGACCUUUCUCAGAUCAAGGUAUUUAUUAGUGGUGAUGCUGAUGCUAGACUUAUUCGCUGGAUACGAAGAGACGUGCUUGGCGAGGUCAAGAAGGCACAGUUGGAAAAUAUCAUCAAUGCCUACUUGCACGGUGCAAAGCAGGAAAUGAAUGAUUACAUUUUCCCUACUAAAGAGCAGGCUGACGUUAUUAUGCCUCGUGGAGCGGAACCUAACGCAAUUGCGUUGAUUGUGGAUGGUCUUCUUCCUUACUUGGGUCCUCUUGCAAACGAAAGAAUGCCUGAACCUACGAGCUCUAACAUCUUACGUCCUUCAGACCACUCCUUCAAGAACGAAAAGUUCGACGCCCAGAAACGGAAGUACUACGAUGUGGCGUGA
Candidozyma haemuli is the source of this 729-nucleotide messenger RNA. Its product is annotated as putative uridine kinase. The transcript has a single exon. Gene Ontology annotation, cellular component: cytoplasm. The coding region runs from base 1 to 729 and encodes 242 amino acids. The record is from RefSeq and is a predicted model, not a curated record. Gene Ontology annotation, molecular function: ATP binding; kinase activity. Lineage: Eukaryota; Fungi; Ascomycota; Pichiomycetes; Serinales; Metschnikowiaceae.